Phragmites australis (common reed) is the source of this 1070-nucleotide messenger RNA. Its product is annotated as THO complex subunit 4A-like. The coding region runs from base 84 to 857 and encodes 257 amino acids. Lineage: Eukaryota; Viridiplantae; Streptophyta; Magnoliopsida; Poales; Poaceae. Gene Ontology annotation, biological process: mRNA export from nucleus. The transcript has 5 exons. The record is from RefSeq and is a predicted model, not a curated record. Gene Ontology annotation, cellular component: nucleus. Gene Ontology annotation, molecular function: mRNA binding.
CCACCCCAGCUCGCAACCCUAAUCUACUUCCUUCUCAAUUCGCCGCUUCUUCGUCGUCGACCAGCCCCAGCCCCCGAGCACCUAUGGCGGAGACCCUCGACAUGACCCUCGACGACAUCAUCAAGAACAACAAGAAGAGCAACCCCUCCUCCGGCGGGGGAGGCCGCAGCCGGGGCGGAUCUGCCUCUGGAGGCGGCGGCGGCGGCGGGGUUGGGCCGACCAGGCGCCCCUUCAAGAGGUCCGGGAACAGGCAGGCUCCCUACCAGCCGCCGAAGGCCCCUGAUGCGGCGUGGCAGCACGACAUGUACCCCGCGGUCGCUGCGGGAGGAGGUGGCGGCGGUGGCGGCGGGAGGGUCUCGGCUAUCGAGACGGGCACCAAGCUCUACAUCUCCAACCUGGACUUUGGCGUCUCAAACGAGGACAUCAAGGAGCUUUUCUCCGAGCUAGGUGAUCUGAAGCGAUCCUCAAUUAACUAUGACCGAAGUGGGAGGUCUAAGGGAACAGCUGAAGUUGUAUUUGCAAGGCGUGCUGAUGCUGUAGCCGCAGUUAAGAAAUAUAACAAUGUGCAACUUGAUGGUAAGCCCAUGAAAAUAGAGAUAGUUGGGACCAAUACUCCAACAGCAGCUUCUGCUCUUCCAGUCACUAAUGGAGGCCAGGCUAGGAAUGCUUCUAAGAGUUACAGCGCACCUAAGGGUGGCCCGGCAGGUCUGCCGCAGCGUAGACCCCAUCAAAGAGGCGGGAGGCGCGGUGGUGGAUCUGGUGGUCGUCGUGGCAAAGAGCGUAGUCAGCCAAGGUCCGCUGAAGAACUUGAUGCCGACUUGGAGAAGUACCAUGCUGAUUCAAUGCAGACCAACUAGAUACCUUCGCAAAGUUGAUAUUUCGACAUCAAAUAUGAAGGACAUUAGUCCGUUCAUUCCUGCUGUUUGUGCUACUAUGUUCAGGGAACAACGAAACCUUAUGUUUGUAGGGGUCUUGCUUUACUGAAUUUUAUGGGUUUAAUGUGUUUACAUAGAACUAGAGUUAAGUGGAUGAUGCUGAACACUGCUAUGGAAAUUACUUGGUUGCGUUUA